Molecule: messenger RNA, 7545 nt
Organism: Doryrhamphus excisus (bluestripe pipefish)
Lineage: Eukaryota; Metazoa; Chordata; Actinopteri; Syngnathiformes; Syngnathidae
Product: FERM and PDZ domain-containing protein 4-like
Cellular component (GO): cytoskeleton
Molecular function (GO): protein binding
Source: RefSeq, a predicted model, not a curated record
ACACACAAACGCACACACACAAGCUUGGAUUUGUUUUCUCUUUGAUGAGAGGGAUUAUGGGAUAAAGGAGGCGAGGCCAUGGCAGUUUGGUUCAGUUUGAAGCACAGCUGCUCACAGCCUUCACAAUGACGGACAGAUGAAUGUCGAUCAAUGCCGGGAUCAUCAAACCUGUUAACGCAGCGGCAACCAUUUGCUCUGAGCUUCCAGCUCAAGGCGUUGAAAGGUAGCAUCGGACCUUAUUUUUCUGGAUGACGGAAGUCAUGGAUGCAAACUCAACAGUUACUGAAACUUCUAAGAACGAAUGGCUUUCUGCCUCCUGCAGUUCUUCACAGACAUGAAUGACAAUUGUGAGACUUUCUCUACACUUUCAACCUCUGGACAAGUGUUUUUGGAAUCCACUGAAGGCAAUGACAUGACUAACUGAUGCAUCCAUUCCAUCAACGGCACAAUGUGGGACCUAGUCACCUGGACUCGUAUGGUGACAGCAUCCUUAUCUACCACAAGAACAAGACAUCCGGCUGGCCGCCCCCAGGUCCAACCUCCUGGGGAGGACUGCAGGGGCCACCGUACAGCUGGGACAGCAUGAACAACAGCAGGGAUGGCCGGAACUGUCUCACCAACCAAGUGUCCCAGAGCAGCUCCCUGGAGGAGGUUCAUCUGGAUGGACUACCACCUGCACCUCGCCUGGUGGAGAUGAGGCGUGAUCCUGUCCUGGGUUUUGGCUUUGUUGCUGGCAGUGAAAAACCAGUAGUAGUUCGCUCCGUCACUCCAGGUGGUCCAUCGGAGGGAAAGCUGUUGCCAGGAGAUGAAAUCAUUAUGAUCAACGAUGAACCCGUUAGUUCGGCUCCAAGAGAACGAGUAAUCGACCUUGUCAGGAGCUGCAAAGAAUCCAUCCUAUUGACUGUUGUCCAACCAUAUCCGUCUCCUAAAUCAGCAUUCAUCAGUGCAGCCAAAAAAGCCAUGCUCAAGUCCAAUCCGGUCAAAGUGCGCUUUGCCGAGGAGGUCAUUAUAAACGGCCAGGUUCCAAACCCAGUGAAGGACAACUCUCUUCUGUUCAUGCCAAAUGUCCUGAAGGUCUACCUAGAGAACGGUCAGACUAAGUCUUUCCGCUUUGACAGCAGUACCUCCAUCAAGGACGUGAUCCUGACACUGCAAGAGAAGCUAUCCAUCAAAUGCAUCGAGCAUUUCUCCCUCAUGUUGGAAGAGAGGAUUGAAGGCUGUGGGAACAGAUUGCUUCUUCUGCACGAACAAGAGAUGCUCGCUCAGGUGACUCGCAGGCCUGGUUCUGAUAAGAUGAAGUGUUUCUUUCGAAUCAGCUUCAUGCCCCGCGACCCUGUGGAGCUGCUGCGGAGGGACGCCGUGGCGUUUGAAUACCUCUAUGUGCAGAGUUGCAACGAUGUGGUGCUGGAGCGUUUCGGCCCAGAACUGAAGUAUGAUGCGGCGCUACGACUGGCAGCAUUGCAGAUGUAUAUUCUCACCAUGACAACCAGACAAAGCCAGAAGGUCUCACUCAAAUAUAUCCAGAAGGAGUGGGGCCUGCCGCUCUUCCUGCCGCCUGCUGUGAUGACCAGCACCAAGGAGAAAAACAUCAAAAAAGCUCUGACACACAUCCUCAAAACCAACCAGAACCUCGUCCCUCCUGGGAAAAAACUGACUGCUUUGCAGGCCAAGGUGCAUUAUCUAAGGUACCUCAGUGAGCUCCAACUUUAUGGAGGGAGGGAGUUUAAAUCAAUACUUUUGCAAGGUGAGAAACAAACUGAUGUGACAUUGCUAGUAGGCCCUCGUUAUGGUAUCAGUCACGUCAUCAAUGCUCGCACCAACCUGGUGGCUCUGUUGGCUGACUUCAGCCAUGUGAACCGAAUCGAAAUCCUAACCGAGGAUGAAAUCAAUGUCCGGCUGGAGCUGCAUGUCCUGGAUGUCCGGCCCAUCACACUCAUCAUGGAGUCAAGCGACGCGAUGAACCUGGCAUGCCUUACUGCAGGCUACUAUCGCCUCCUAGUGGACUCAAGGAGAUCUAUCUUCAACAUGGCCCACUGCAACAGCUCAGCAGGCGAUGACAACAGCCAGGAUCGUAUCCUGGAAUGGCCAUACAGCACAUCUUUUGGGGACAGUGAGGAGCUAUCAACCAGCCAGGCAGAACUCUACAGAGAUUCUCACUAUUCAGACAAUGGGCAGAGAGAAAACAGGCUCUCUUCUUACUUCCAUCAUUCACAAAAUCCUGACAGAGACCUUGAGACACGGCAAAGUCCAGUGCCUCCUCCUCUUCCUCCUGCUACUAGACGCAAACCCCAAGAUUCACCUCGUAGUGCCAAAGUGUCAUUUAUUUUUGGAGGAGACCCACCUUUGAACAAGCCCAGGAGUUUAGGCUAUGAACGACAUCACGACAGUGCUGAGGUACCUGAACAUGGACCACCCUACUUGCGCAAUACAGACUUUGGGGCACAGGACAGGGUGCCCUUUCAAUUCAGCGGUCUGACACAUGUCUAUAGCAACAUAACAACUGAGGAAGGUGGUGAGGAGCCACUGUUAAGAGAGCUGUUUUACCGUGACACAACAGACGACGCAGAAGACGACGAUGAGGCCUCCUGUGAAGAAGAUUCCAUUGGGGGAACACCGGUGGGGGACGGAGAAGCGGGAGGAGGACUGGCAACGGCAGCUGGCAAAACUACCUUUCUCACUUUUUCUGGUUCUACUGAUGACAUCAUUGACCUUACAUCACUGCCGCCACCCGAGGGUGAUGACGCUGUAGACGAUGAUGAGGACGACACACUACUGGAGACGCUUAACCUUGCAAUUGCGGCCCCACCACCAGGCUUUCGGGACAGUUCAGAUGAGGACACUGCACCUGAAGGAAGGCCGCCAAUCCUGCAAGAUAAUGAUGAUAUUCCAGUCUCGUUAAUUGAUGCCAUUCCAACUCUUGGGGAGGGAGAAGGAGACGGACAGAGGCAGCUGGAUAACUCAGUUGUGAACACUCUGCAGGCACUUGAGGCUUUGUCUGUUUCUGACCAGAGGCCACCCCCACCGCGGCCACCAACUAGCAGUAACAAUCCAGGUGUUUACACAUCUCAAGGCCUUAGCCCAGAGUCUUCCUCUGACUCUGGGAAUGAGACAAACUCCUCAGAAAUGACAGAACUUUCUGAGCUGGCUGCUACACACCGACUCAGUGAAAGCCACAUGCGCCUCCUCGUGGCCACGAGGGAGGGAUACCAACCUUUACUGGAAGAGAAAACAGAGUUCCCAGUUUCCCCCAGCACUGAAGGGACAACCCUCAAGAAGUCUCGCAGUCCACAGCAUCUUCGACCACCUGCAGUUCCUCCGAGACGUAGCCCACAUUUGGAAACAAUGUCAUCACGACUGGACGGCAUGGAUGGGAGAUCUCACACAAACCUUUCCUCCACUCUCCAGCGGCCCAGCUCCACAACGCCAGGAGGCAAGCAUCACAAAAAGUCUGCAGACUCUAGUGGGAAGUAUAACACUUUUAGCACAAGAGACGGGUACCGGGGAGGGAGUAGUGGCAAUAUCCAUCUUGACUUCAAUCAACGGACUUCAUUCUGUGAUCGAGGAGGAAGCCAACGAAGACACAAUUUAGUUUUGGAGGAAAAUUCCCAAGCUGAGGGCCAUGAUGGGAACAGUCACCCCAGUGACCAUUGCAGAAUUGCCCGUCCGGCCUCCUCAACUUCUGAUCGGCUUUUAGAUGGAACUGCUCUCAGGGAGUGCCCUGCAGAUAAUAGAGCUGUUGAGCAAGAUGAACAUCUAGUUGUAGCAUCAUUGAUGUCCCCAACUAAAAAACCCAGAUUGGGGGAUUCUGACCAAGGAUCAGACAUACAGAAUGACCAUCCUCCUAUUUCAAGACAGCAAAGCGUUGCUCGGUUAUGUGAGUAUCAUCUUGCAAAAAGGAUUUCAAACUUACAGGGUGAAGCACAGAAUUCCCUGCAGGGCUCCCUGUGCUCAUCACUAGAUGCUGGUGGCAGUGCAAACAGCAGUGUCUGUGCCACCCCGACCGACUCACCGCUUGGUCCGGGCGCAAUUGAGGCUAAACACCACCGCAUGCAAAGGCACCCACUGUCUAGCUCUUCUUCAUCAUUACUCAGGGUCUUAAACUAUGAAGAAUUCAAACCUGGACAGAAUCCGCAAGCAAAAGAUUUUCACCCCCAUGCAGACCCUGCCCUCCUUCGGAAAAUGUUGCCCAAUAUUCACGCUCCUUCCACGGGGACUGACCCUGGCCGUCCCUCUUCAGCCACACCCUCUAAACAUAAAGAGACUGCUACAAGCAAAAAGGCGUGUUUCAAGGGGCCAAAUCAGAAAGAAGGCAGUGAGGCAUACAGACAAUUGAUCAACUACCUAACAGUAAGCCAAAUGCACCAAGGAGGAAAGUUACACAGUGCAGGAAUGGGGGGAGGUGUAAAAAAGGACACUCGACGCUACAUCACAAGCAACCCCCAGCUUGUCGAAAUGGUUAAGAAUCGAGGGAACACAAUCGCUCGAUGUCCAUGUAUGCCAUCCUCCAUGUCAUCCCCCUUUGUACGCCCAAAUAUGCUGAAUCCAAAUGCCUUGCAGCUGACAAAUAGGGAUCAAAAGCCGUACCACUCUGCCACACUUCCUGCCAAACUUAAAAGAAGCCCUGACAUGCACACUCAGGGCCCAAAUGAUCGAUUAGAUUUGAGGCGGACAAAUGCAGAAAGGAGAAGCUCCUUUUCUGGACUAGAGAGUGAGCUUGAGAGGGGUGAUAUAGACCCAGAGCACUUUUUGUCACUGUAUAAGAAAGAUGACUGCAUUACCCGUGUGGCCGGGGGUCCCGUUAACAGGCCCCCAUCUCGUUCAAGAAGCCAACCGAGUGGAGGUACAGACGACUGGUUCAGAUCAGACCCGAGAGAAAGGCAUGCGUUUCGUCAGCCCCCUGCUUCCAGUUUAAGCGGUCAGCGAGCAGACCUCAACAGCCUCUCAUUAGGAAGGGGUCCUUCAGCUUUCACCAGGCAGACAUCCACCGGGACCAUGGCCAGCAUUUCUUCUCCAUCCCCACCACAUCAUUCACAGUCUCCACCCCCUCCUGUAUUAAUUCCAACACAAGCCAACACUGCAUCCAGCCACUCCGGAUGCGCACAGAAUGCCAUCCAUUCAAGCCUGCUAUGGCCAAACCAGAACCACAUUAGCCCAAUCCCGCCACAAUCAGAUCCCGUCAGCAAUUACUCACAAAGGGGUCGGGAGCUAAAACGCAGCUCCAGCAAUAUUACCAACAGUUCUGGUAGUGUGGAAGUUCUGUUUGAAAAUCCCAGCCGAAGUCAGAGCCAGCAGCCCUUGGCACCAUCUGUGCCCCAGCAAGGAGACACUAAAGUUCAGAAGAGGCCCACAAGGAAACGUCUCUCCAAAAGUUACUCCCAAGGCUCUGUGUCAUCCCACACCACGUGCUGGUCCUCGGGUAGCAGGACAGAUAGCAGAAGGGCUUCUGUAGCAUUUCCUUUGCAAAAAGACAAUAAACAAAUGAAGGGCUCUCAAAAACUGGACACCAGUCCUUGGAGGUGCAAUGGACCUUUCAGCUACUGUUUCUUUAAACGCAAAAGUGAGGGAGAAGAUGAUGACAGUGAGUGGGAGACAACAAGACGAAGCCGUGGUGGGAGCGACAUGGAUAAUGACUGCGCUGCCUCACUGGGUAUCUUCCCCUGUGGCUCGGCAUUGGAUGCAGCUGGAGAGCAACUGUAUGGUGAGGUCCUCAACAACAUGAGCUUUAGCGACCGCCUGUCCCGGGUCAACGCCCUUAAAGACCGCAUGUAUAGCUUCCCUUCUGGCUUCACAGAUGUUCGCCGUGAUGCCAGUGAGCUCAUUGCAUUGGUUAGGUCCAGCAUAGGUCGCUGUGAUCGUGGUGCCCAAAUGCCUAUGCAGGAUGUGUCUCAGUCAAAGCAACUCCUCUCAGUGGAGUCCAAAGAGUUAGGGCGGGCAUGCAGGCGGAUGGCACAGGCGCACAGCAGCCCUGAGGAGAUGUUGCUUGCUGUAACUUGCAGCUUCCAGGUACUGUGUUGUCUUUGUGAGGCUUGUAUGUGUCUCGUAAAGGGGCUCAGUGCCUCAGCCUCACACCAACAGAGAGAGGUUGUUGCAAAGGUAGAUGAGGUUGUUAUGAACUAUAUCUGUUUACUCAAAGCAGCUGAGGCUGCAACUGUGGGAGCACCGGGAGAGCAGAGCGUCAAGGCCCUGGUCAGACAUUCCAGUACUAUGUCCGCCAUCGCUAAUGCACUCACACGAUCUCUUAAAACGCUGCUUAGUAAGUAGAGUUUCCUUUACUCCUUUUGCUGUCUAGUGUGGCCUAUGCAGUCAGCAGAAGUCUGCCUUGCACCCAUUCCCAGAUCUUCAGGCUAUUUCAGGAGUCAUGAUGUUUUUAAUGCAAGGUUUGUGCAGAAUGCAUAUCAAAAUUGGUAUGCAAGACUUGCUACCGUUAUAAUAAACAGAACUCCAACUGCACUUCUUUUUAGAAUUUUGCCCAUCAUUCACAGUCCUUAUGUGAUACAUGAACAUGCAUUUCUUUCCCUUUUCUGUGAACUAGUACAUUUACUAUUACAACUAUUACAUGUUAUCAUCAGUGUAUGUAUUAAUGCACGGUCACAGCAUGUAUAUGCAACAUGCAUACAUGCAUACGUACAAACCAUUUUAGAGGGCUUCAUCCAGGUGUGUCCCAAUGACGUACAUUGUUAGCUAGCUCAUAUGAACUCGUUUUCUUGUGUUAUAAUAAUGCACAGAAAAGGGAAAGAAAUAUGUCUUUAUGUUGCACAUAAGGAUUGUGAAUGAAUGGCAUUUUUUGUGCAGUUCCCCUUUAAAGUAUGGUGAAAAGCAAUCCUCACAUAAUUUGCUUUUAUUAUGUUUUUAUGUAUAUUUCAAAAGCCAUAAGGUGAUUAUUAAUGUACCUAAUAGAAAUCUCUUUACCUGUGCAUUAUGUAACUUAUUUUUUAAAUUAUAUACACAGUAUAAAUGUAGUACAUAGAUACAAUUGUAUUUAUUUGCAGUAAAAAUUAUAUAUGCCAUGUAUUUCUUUCACUUUCAAGUGCAGUUUUACUACUGAUGCAUACAAUUGUGAAACUCUGAAAUGUUUCAGCAAGGACUCAUCUAACUGUGUGCUAAAUUCAAGGUUGUAUUUGUGAACGUGAACUGACCCUGUUGUGUUGCAAUGUAAUGAUCAUGCAAUCCAAGAGGAUAUUCCUUCGAGAGUGCUCUACUGUAGCACCAUAUUUACCAUUGCUUUACAUUUCACCAUUGCUUUGUAGAACUAUAUAUAUUAAACACUAUAAUAAACUCUAGAAACUGUAAAAAAAAAAAGUAUGCACUGCUGUCAUCAUUGCUAUUUAUAAAGCAUUCUAAUUUAUUUUGCGAUAUUUUGAUUUAAGAUUGUAUUAGCUAUAUUUUAAUUAUUUUUACCUUUUUGUGUAUUAUCUUUUUUGGGAUCACCUCUGUGCUUGAACGUUUGUUACACUAUGUAUCUAAAUGCAGUGAUGUCUGAUAACAAGAUUCUUUUUUUUAAAAAUAAUGCACAAUCCUAUUAAAACAAAUUAUUUAAAUUUGUGU